Salvia hispanica is the source of this 1298-nucleotide messenger RNA. RefSeq lists its product as uncharacterized. NCBI's taxonomy places the organism in Eukaryota, Viridiplantae, Streptophyta, Magnoliopsida, Lamiales, Lamiaceae. The record is from RefSeq and is a predicted model, not a curated record. Gene Ontology annotation, cellular component: DRM complex. Gene Ontology annotation, biological process: regulation of DNA-templated transcription.
CGCCCUCUUUUUUGAAAACCUCCUCUCCUCUCGCGCCGUCUCCCCCACUCCCCUACCCACAUCCGCAAUUUCCGAUCUGCAAACCCACUCCUCCGAUCGUUGCUUUGGUCGGGGUAUUUUGUGGGCACUACUUUGAAGCAGGUUUUCUUGUAUUGACUUCUGUGAUGAUCAACAGCGAACGUAAUGCAAAUGUAAAGGCUGGUAGUGGGAUUCCCACUCCUGCUCACGAUAAGCAGCUCCCUGGUUCUGUGAAAAAGACGGCCCUCAGAGAUUUGCAGAAUGAAAAUGUGGGAUCAAUUCAUAAGCAGCAAGACUUACUUCCUGGAGGUGGGAAAUCGUGUGGUGACAGAGUUAAGGUUUGUGGAAAUAAAAGGCUUACACCUGAGCGCCCCUCAAGUUCCCAGGGUCUCCCAUACUCAGCCUACAGUGGUACAAAUGAAAAUGUCAUGAACGCACGUAGGAGAUUUGAGCUGGAACUUGGAGUUGGAAGACUUCAUAACAGUGUCGAGAAAAAGAUUGCAAGUUAUUCAGAAGCGAAGAACGCAGCAGCUCAGUUGCUGCAAGAUGUUUCUCAGAAGCCAGUGAAGAAUGGUAAUCUCCAUCAAGGUCCAGUAGUUACACCAAAUAACCUGAAAGCAAUCAUGGCCUUUUCAAGUAGUGGCCCAUCAGUGCCUAAUUCUCUGGGGAAGCAUCGCAAUAGCACUCCAGUUGCUAAGGUUUCUCAAGAGCUUCCUCAUACCGUUGAUCUCAAGACCACAAAUGAUCUCCUAAGAAUUGAAACUGAGCGCUUCAUCCAUCUGCAGAAGUUUCUGAAACAAUGUGACGAAGCUAAACAAAGAGACUACACUCAGACACUCAUGCAUCUGCCCCCUUCAGAGUUGAGUAAGCAUGCUGUGGAGUUGGAGAAACGAGCGAUCCAGUUGACAAUUGAGGAAGGCAACGAGAUGCAGAGGAUGAAGGCAUUGAAUAUUUUUAUCAAGCCUACGCCUGGGGACACUUUGACGGGCCAGCUAUUGCAAGGAAACAAACGUUAACCGGUAAGGCUUGUGGUAACCUUUUGUGCUGGUUAAGAAGAGAUUUGUAUUUCAUGAGACAAAAGCUGAAAACAAAUCUCUGUCUCAUCUAUAUAUUUUAGGUUCUCCUCCUUUUCUUGUUAGGUUGUAAAACUAAGUUCAGCAGUUGCCUCUUUUGUAGCCAUAUUUUGCAAUUCCUCGAUCAUAGAUGCUCUUUAGGAAAUAAGCAUUUAUUAGAAUGUAGCUUCUGUUUCUUGCUUUCGAAUCAUUAAACGUUUCCACGUC